AUGCUGCAUCGAUCAUCAUCAUCACGACGUCGGCGUGCAUCACGCAGCGCUGCAACAUCUCCUCAAACGAGGUCACCACGACCUUCAGCACAGUCAUCAAGGAGAGCAUCAUUGGCCGCCACAGAGUCUGAUGAUGAAAUCGAACCACCACCUCAAAGAAGCCCACGAGCUAGUCUCGCUCCGGACGCAGCCCUGGACCCAUACCAUCGAAGUCCUAGACACUCUUUGGUACCAGAAAUAAGACCAGCCAGAAACUCAAUAACACCAGAAUCUGCUUUGAGGAAUAAUCUCCCACCGACCAGAAAUAACCUGGGCGUUGAACAGGCUUAUGGAUCUAGGCUAAGUUUGAACCCUCAAGAUUUUAACAGAUCUCCAAGAAAUAGCAUUACGCCAGAUUCCGCAGCGAGAACUCCAAGAAGAAGUCUGGUACCUGAAGGCACGUCAUGGAAUCAACCAAGAAACUCCUUAGUACCCAAUGUUGGUAGAAGUCCAAGACAUUCAGUCGCUAGUAUACAAUUGGACCCAGCUCGCAGCCAAAGAGAAUUAGGACCUAGUCCAAGAACUAGUCCCAGAGGAAGUAUAGCUCCUGAAGCUUUAAAAAAGGAACUAUCAGAGUUUAACCGAAGUCCACGCGGAUCUCUGAUUCCUGAUCCACAAAGGAGUCCCAGAGGCAGUAUUGCACCAUCUGAGAGAAGCGCCAGAGGCAGUCUGGUUGCUGCAGACAUUGAGGCUUCUAGGGUCAGUCCUAGAGGUAGCUUGACGUUAACCUUUCAAGAACCACUUAUAUCUAAAGAACGACGGGCGAGCGUCGAAAGCCAAGCAGCAAGUACUCGGGGUCGCAGUGUGUCGCCGUACAGAGCCUCCGUUAGCGGAAAACUGGAUACCGGAUCUCGUCGCGCUUCCAGUUCUGUGAGUCAGGUUUCCGGAGAUGAGCAGCGACGCCUGUGCGGUGAGCAAGCUAAGUAUAGCGACCGAAGUGGCCUGGGUUUGGGAGUGGGACUCACCACGUACGGCUCCGUGGCCUAUCAGCUCAAAGAUGCCAACAUGGAGGCAUCAGGGACCGUCGACUUCGUGUGCAGAGCUGCUAAAAUUAUGAAUAGGACCAUUCUAAUGACAGUGUUCCUGGCCUUCCUCUCUACUAUUCCAGUCAUCAUGUUAAUAAUGGGUGUACAAUACAUCCGCGACUGUCCUGCGGAACCUCGUCUGCCGGUCUACAUGGUGGUGGGUGGUGCAGCUGGUGGGCUUGGCAUCUGUUGGCUGCUUUGGGCACAGCUGGCUAGCAGGAGUUCCAACUCUUCAGCCAGUGUGCCUGAGAGAGUGUUGGCGUACACCUUGACUGUCUUCUUGAUGGGAUGGUUCGCUUUCGGAAACUACUGGACCCUCGGCAUCAUGUGGCCGGACUACGCCCCAACACUCUUCGAGCCCAACCAGUGGUGUCACAAGACAUUGUAUGUGUUUGCACUAACUCAGCUGGGUGUCGUGUGGGGAAUUAUAGCGCUUAUCAUCUUGCUGUUACUGUCGUUAAUCGUCUGCCAGGUCUUCGGCUGCGGGUGGCUUGGACCUCCGCGCUACAAGUAGCAACGGCGUAGCGUCGUGCUCGAGCUGUGGCACAGAAACAUUAACAACACCAUGGACGUUGCCGGCGCUCUGCUGCCCUUCACCCAGCUCGUCAGGCCAGAGCUCACCAUCCACGUCCAGGAAGUGCUCACUCAGGCCGACAAGAACGAGAGGAUCCCCGAGAUACACGAACCAUGUGACAGUGACGAAGUGCGCAAGAGUCCCAAGAACAACCCAAAGAACCCAGCCUGAUGGUUGAGAGUCGUGGUGCCCAAGAAACGUGUGCAUUUCAAAUCUGCGGACGUUA
This is a messenger RNA of Leptidea sinapis, 1864 nucleotides long. RefSeq lists its product as uncharacterized. The record is from RefSeq and is a predicted model, not a curated record. Bases 1 to 1578 code for a protein of 525 amino acids. NCBI's taxonomy places the organism in Eukaryota, Metazoa, Arthropoda, Insecta, Lepidoptera, Pieridae. The transcript has 7 exons.